AGCUGAGGACGCCGAGGCUAGAACCCAACAGUCAAGACCAGCAUCCCUCAAACAUCCAUCGGCAUCCUCCUAUGUCCAACUGCCAUAGACCAUGGCCAGUACAGUUUCCCUAGUUACUCUGCCUCUGUUCGCCCUCGUCUUCAUCUCUCAGGUGGCUCUUCCGGCCCGAUGCGAAGUCCUGGACAUCUCCGUGCCAGGCAGCACGGGCGCAGAUCGGCAGAAACCGUGGAGCCUCACGCACACGGACGAAGAUGAAACCGCGCGGAGGAAGCGUGACACCAACCGGGAAUCGAAUCUUUUUGGGAUUUUGCAGAUGAUACGCGACAAGAAGAACAGCAGUGAACCCAACGACGGCAACCGCGAGGGAGGACAAAAACACAACAAUGGUGGCAAACAAAACGGCCGCAAAAACCGCGACAAAAGUGGCAGCAAAAACCGCGACAAAAAUGGCCGCAAAAACCGCGACAAAAAUGGCCGCAAAUACCGCGACCAAAACGGCCCCAAACCCCGCAACAAAAACAGCGGGAAACAGGACGACCAAAACAGCCGCAAACACCGCGACCAAAAUGGCCGCAAGCACGGCGACCAAUGACUAAUUUAAUCGAUAAAUGAGAUUAAAAUUUUCCAGUCACCAUAAGAGACAUCAGUCUUCGCAUGAGAAAUGUAAGAAUGGUGUAUUGCAACUGGAAAUGCCUCGGGCUUAGAACUUUUCUAUCACCCUUCGUAUAUCUCACUUCAAAGAAUAAACCUUGUCGGUGAAUCAUCGCUAGUUUGUGUUUUUCCAAUUGUCCAUACCCGAGGGCAUCGAAGCCAUUUUGAAUGUCCAACAAAUUACAGAUUGAGCGACUAUUUUUUUGUGCUGGAGGGUUUGUAGGAGGGAGGAAUAUUUUCAGCUCUACUUUUAGACUAGCUACAUCUUCAAAAUGGGUACAUGCCCAUGCAAAGCAACCAGUGGCUAAGGCUUUGCGUCAGAUUCAUUUGCUAUACGCGAGGCCAGUGUUUCGCAACCGGUGUGCCGCGGCAAAGUCCCGAUGUGUCAAGGUAAUUUCAGAAUUAUUGGAAAAAGAAAUAACAUAACUUUAUUAUUUUGAAGCAACAACCGACGAACGUCGGUCAAAUAAACUAGGGG
This is a messenger RNA of Darwinula stevensoni, 1129 nucleotides long. The record is from the annotation of a GenBank genome assembly. NCBI's taxonomy places the organism in Eukaryota, Metazoa, Arthropoda, Ostracoda, Podocopida, Darwinulidae.